AUGUUCUCCACAAAGUCCGUCCAAUCGCUGAGGAAGCUUUUCGCCGGAUACCACGAACCCCUACCCAUAUCCAAGCAGCAGUCGCAAAAGCUCCUUGAUGGCAUCAAGGCGUCCUUUCGUAGCCAGUUGGACCGCGAAUAUGGACGCUCUUCCUCUGAUCACACCCCUGCGCCAACCAAAUCUACUGGAGAGACCAGCCCUCAGGCCCGUCGCUCCGCUGCGUCUUUACAUUUGAAAUCCGUUCUAUCAAAUCCUCUAUUCAGCUACAACAACAAGGAGAACACGCCCCCCUUGCCAAAGGCGCUAUGGGUGCCAGAUCGUGAUCCGAUGGAUGUUUUUGAUCAUGCCGUGUCUAGGGGUAUGAUGACGCUCAAGGCUGCCACGGGCUGUCUGGUGGCCAAGGGGCAACAGCUGUCAAACGCUUCGGACGCGAAUCUUCUAGCGACGUCUUCAGAUACCGCCCUCCGAGUUGUUCGAUGGCUUCGAUCAUCUGGAGCGGAGAGUAACUUUCUCUUCCUAGACAAUACGGCCUUUGUUCGGGCGCUUGUGCCCUUCCUUAUUGCUGAAAAUAUGGAGUCUGUGGCGUGGGAAUGGAUUACGCGGGCUAUGAAUGAAUCUAGAGAUAUCGGCGAGGAGCAGCGCAUCGCUCGUGCGUCUUCCUUGUUGUCGCAAAUCGUUCGCAUCAAGAGCCAGGCCCAAUACGGCAACCUGAACGCUGCCAUACAGGCGAUCCUCGAAGCAGAGCAGCUCUUCCAGCACAACCCUUCUCUACCAAAACUGCUGGUCCAGCCAUGGAGAUCGGUGUCGUGGCUAUCUACGGUAGAAUCAUACAGCAGGGAAAUGCCGUCAGAAAAGCUUUUUGAAGCUCACUUGGCCACGGCUGAUCGCUUGUCACGGCCAUUUCCCGUAGAGAUGGCACAUUUGCAUUUAUACCACCCAACGCAUCCCGACCACCUCCCUGCCCUGGAGUUCUUCAACGACAAGAAGAGGCUGCGCAAGCUGGUGCGGGCCUUGGGCCCAGAUAAGCUGAAUCUUACCAAAUUCACGGGCAUGGGCACCAUUCCGUGGAUUGCCUUUCUGGGCCACGACACUGUCAACCAUUUAAAGCAAUCUGGGAGGAGCGAAGAAGCACGCGGCAUCACGCAGUUGUUACGAUCAGAGCUGUCCGAUAUCUUUUCUGAAACUUUAACACCGGCGUGA
Messenger RNA from Trichoderma atroviride IMI 206040, 1200 nucleotides. RefSeq lists its product as uncharacterized. Lineage: Eukaryota; Fungi; Ascomycota; Sordariomycetes; Hypocreales; Hypocreaceae. The record is from RefSeq and is a predicted model, not a curated record.